Molecule: messenger RNA, 1575 nt
Organism: Phalaenopsis equestris
Lineage: Eukaryota; Viridiplantae; Streptophyta; Magnoliopsida; Asparagales; Orchidaceae
Product: calmodulin-binding transcription activator 2-like
Exons: 7
Coding region: 331-1047 (238 amino acids)
Biological process (GO): regulation of transcription by RNA polymerase II
Cellular component (GO): nucleus
Molecular function (GO): double-stranded DNA binding; transcription coregulator activity
Source: RefSeq, a predicted model, not a curated record
CUUCCCUCACUCACGCUCUGAUUUCCAAAGCAUCGGCUCUUUCUUCUUGCCUUCCUUCUCUCCAAUCACCAUUCAAAUUAGUUGAAAUUGGUUGUUUCCAAUCUGUUCUUUAUAUUAUUUCAGAGAAACCCUAGUUCCAGGGCCGAUUUCCAGGAAGGUUCGUAUGGCCAGAGUUCGCCUAUUUACGCUCCUUGCUUCACGGGUUGGCGUCUGGGGGAGAAAAGAUGGCAACGGCACGGGAGGCUUAGUUGCUUUCCGGCCUUCGAUGCUGGUUUUUUGAGUUCGAUCAGGGACUUUUCUUUGGUUGUGUUGUUGCGUGCGGCCUCUCUCAUGGCCGACAACCGCCGUUCGGGGGCUACUCCGCUUCUCGAUAUUGAGAAAAUACUUCAUGAAGCACAACAUAGGUGGCUACGCCCAACUGAAAUUUGUGAAAUCCUACGAAACAAUCAUAAAUUUCAUAUUGAACCGGAGCCUCCCAAUAAGCCUACUAGUGGUUCACUCUUUCUUUUUGAUCGUAAGGUAUUGAGAUAUUUCCGGAAGGAUGGACAUAAUUGGAGGAAGAAAAAGGAUGGAAAGACUGUGAAGGAAGCUCAUGAGAAGUUAAAAGUAAGUUAUGAGAAGCUAAAAGCUGGGAGCAUUGAUGUUUUGCAUUGCUAUUAUGCUCAUGGUGAAGACAAAGAGGGCUUUCAGAGGAGGAGUUACUGGAUGUUGGAAGGGGAAUUAAUGCACAUUGUACUUGUUCACUACCGUGAAGUCAAGAAUUUUUGCUAUCAGGGUAGCAAAACAAGUUUUAUUCAGCUAAAAGAGGAUGGGGAAACUAUGAGGAACUCAAAUCUUGAUAGCGCCAUAUGCUCUAAUUUUUAUACAAGUCUUAAUCGCCUGCCUUCACAAGUUACUGAUUACGGAUCUCUGAAAGGAACACAACAAUCAGAAUUUGAAGAUGCUUAUUCAACUUAUCUAAACCGAAAUUCAAUGCAACAAAUACUUGCCAAACAAGUUCCAGAUACAACUCUUUCAUUGCGAUGCAGCAGUAUGGACAUUUGUUGAAUGUUGAACAUGCAAGCGCUUCUACUUCAAUAUUUUCCUGGCGCUGUUUAUGGCUGGACUUGGAUAGGCAUUUAAACUGUCUCUUGAUUGUCGAAGACCGCUGGCUGCCACAUCUGAUUUCGAAUCUUUCAUUUUUGCUUGAGAGGGUAUAAUCAAAAUUGUAAAUCAAUAUCAUGUUAGAUUAACAUGUACUGGCUCCGAUACAAAUACUGUUUCCAGGGGGCUGCUACUACCGGGAACACUCCUGUGCUAAAUUAUUCAACUUUUCAGGGAAUUUUCACAGAUGACCUGGUGCUGAUAGGGAGGAUGGUGCAACAUUACUUGGCAAUGUAACGCGACAGGUAUAUUGAUUUGUCUCAUGACGGAAAUAUUGUGCAGGGAAUAAAUUCCAAGUAUUUAUUGAGUCAAAUGAAAAUUUUCAGAGUUCUUUUCAAAGCAUGUAUUCAUAUAAAGACAUACAUUACACUUCCAGCUUUUAUGUAAAUUUAUGAAAAUUGAGAGCAGCAAAUAGCAAGUUGUUAUAGCUAA